GUCUGCCUUCAACCUACAGACCGUUCUCGCUCGGGAAGGCAAUGAGUCGCAUUCGCCGUCUUUCCAGUUAUAGUCCUUUCGCGCCUCUCUCUUUUCUCACUCUCUGUCACUACAUUUCUCCGAAGCCAGACUGAGUUUCUCUUCUUUGCUUUGCUUACAGGCAGAACUUGAAUUCGACAUGUCGAGUUGUUCUGGUAACAAAGCUGGACAUUUACAUUUGAACUUAAAUGAGCCACCAAGUGAAGAUGGUUCUGGAUGUUAUGUGAUGCUGACAAAGGAUCAGAAGCCUAUAUCCCGCACAGAAUGCCUUAAUCCUCCAUUUAAAGUUUCAUCUUGUUGGAGCAUAUCUAAACUGGUACGACUGGGCCUAGAACCUAACCUGUCUAGGCUACCUCACUUUGUUCUAUGUCCCGCGUUUCAGAAUGAUCAUCAAGUAAAGGAGUGGAGUGUGUUUAUGAAUUUUCUCCAGAGAUACAAGAAGGUUGCGAUUGUGAAAUCUGGGUCAUGUGUGUUUUACAUACUUCCACCCGAGGCCAACACGGAUUUUAGCAGGGCUAUUGUGAAAUUCGAACUUAGUUUGGAUGUUACAAAACAUGGUGCAUCAGAUAGAACCUCAAUGGAUUCUAAGCAAAGGAUGCUAGUAAGAAGUACUUGCUCAAAAAAUGCGACACAAUCCAUUCCAUUUGGAGAGGUUGCCAGAUCAAGCCGUCAAUUUGUUGAGGAAUCUGGAGAUAGCUCAGAUGCAAAUAUUAGACAUUUCAAUAGCCAUGUAAAGAAGCAUCUUUCCAAUUUUAAGAUUCCUAUGACAGUUGCGGGCCAAUCUUGGGGCAGAUCUCAAACCAUGGAAUUGAAGCACGAUGACCAUCUUGACAAAAAGUGUACAUUUGUGAGGGAAAAUGGUCCCCAUGUCUCUAUGGAAGAGCAUCCUAUUGAUCUUAAGGUUUCACAAGCACCUGGUAGUAAUAAUUCUCAUGAAUCUAGAAGGGAAGCUUAUAACAAAUUUCAAAACAUGGAGGUGAAUCAGGAUCAUAUGGAUAGAAAAUUUGCAAGCCUUGGGGAAAUGGCAGGUUCCAAUGCCCCUAUGGUGAAGGAUCCUCCUAAUCUUAAGUUUUCACAAACAACUUGCAAUCAUAAUGUUUAUGAAUGUAGGGAGGAAGCUUGUAGCAGAUCCCAACCCAUACAAUUAAAACAAGAUGUUCCUUUGGAGAAAAAUGUUGUACGAGUAGACCCUAGUUACUUGAGAACUCUUGGCCAAGUUCAUUCUGGAUGGAUUUUUGGUGCAAUAGCGGAGCUUGUUGACAAUUCGAGGGAUGCUAAAGCAACAAAAUUGGACAUUUCCAUUGACAUUGUAUAUUCAAAAUUAUUUGGGAAGGAGAUACCUAUGUUGUCAAUUGUAGAUGAUGGCCAUGGGAUGUCUCAUGAGGAGAUUCUGAGAAUGGUCUCAUUUGGUCACAAGAAACCAAAUGGAGAUGACCAUGAUCACAUUGGGAGAUUUGGUGUGGGCUUUAAGACUGGAGCCAUGAGGCUUGGCCGGGAUGCUAUUGUUCUUACCCAGACUAGUAACUCCAGAUCUGUAGCUUUUCUUUCACAAUCAUUAAAUGCAGGGAGAGAUAAUGUGGAAAUUCCUAUUAUAAGCUACUGCAGACAGGGGCAAUUCAUGGAAAGGGACACAAGUGUUCAGUCUGAAGCUUUGGCAGAGUAUAACUUGAAAUGUAUUAGAAACUACUCACCUUUCAAUGAGUAUUUUAUUGGUGAAAAAUCAGCAUUAUUUAAUGCUGAAGGCACAGGAACACAAAUAUACAUAUGGAAUUUAGAUGAAUGGGGAUCGGAUUAUUGUUUGGAAUGGCAAUCUGGGAAGAGUGGGGAAAGCUCCUCCAACAAAUGUGAUAUACUAAUUCGUUCUAGACGGAUCAGGUCUCGUCCUGGCCAAAUUAGCAAAAUGGUUCCAUUAGAUUAUUCACUUCGAUCUUACUUGGAAGUCAUCUUUUUAGAUCCACGAAUGAAGAUAAGUGUUCAAGGUUCAUUAGUUAAAAGUCGACCCCUGGCAAAGUUCCUAAGUAAGACUAAGAUUGUAAAAGGCGAGAUAAUGGGAAAACCUGUUAGCUUGACUGUUGGACGCUGUCAAAAAGAGUGGGAGCGGGUGAAUUGUGGAAUAUUUUUGUACUGGCAUGGCCGCUUGAUUGAGGCCUAUAAAAGGGUUGGUGGAAUGGUUCAUAAUGCAGACAUGGGCCGAGGCAUAAUUGGUGUCAUAGAUGUUACAAAUGUAAUGAGUGAUGGGAAUGGUCAUGUCUGGGUGCACAACAAUAAGCAAGGUUUCCAGGACUGUGAAGCUUAUGCUGUACUUGAGAGUUGGUUGGGUAAUGAAGCUGAUAAAUAUUGGGAUGAAAAUUACGAUUCACUUCUCUUGGUGAAGGGUGAUUCAUGCUACAAACCUGAUGAGGAGUGGGUGCAGUGUGACAAAUGUAGAAAGUGGAGGAAAUUGGAAAGUGGCUUUGAUACCAGGAAGUUACCUCAAGAAUGGUUUUGCCAGUUGGAGCCUUACAAUGGAAGUUGUAAAACUCCUGAAGAACUAGCUGAGCCUGGAGUGAUUACUGUAGCUGCAAAGAGAUCUGGAUAUGAAUUGGAUCAGAAGUAUGCUACUUGUGAAGAAGCUAUGCAGAAAGUACAUACCACCGAACACAAAUUAUCAGGUGAUAGUGACGAGGACAGAAGUACAUUGGAGGAGGAUAAUCAGGAUGUAAAACAUAGAGGAGUCGUAUUGAAAAGGCUUAGAAGGGGUCCCGCAAGGGCCCAUAAGAAGGCCUAGGAGAGGUAGAAAUCUGCUGCGUUUUCACUGCUGUACAGGCUUUUUUGUUUUGGCUUCAGAGCAUUACCAUGUUGAUGAUUACUAGAUCCUUGUGUCAAUGUUAAUCUAUAUAACAUUGUGCCUUC
Molecule: messenger RNA, 2931 nt
Organism: Nelumbo nucifera (sacred lotus)
Lineage: Eukaryota; Viridiplantae; Streptophyta; Magnoliopsida; Proteales; Nelumbonaceae
Source: RefSeq, a predicted model, not a curated record